UUCAUGAAUAUUUUGCAAAACGUUCAGAAACAACAUGGCUGUGAUGUUUCAGCCAUGGCUCCCUCUGUACCUAUUCCUCCUCGCGUUCAUCAUUUCUGCGCUUCCUUUCUCUCAUUGUCAAUUCGGUUCUCCCCAGAACAUCGAGACUUUCUACCCAUUUGAUCAAGCUCCGUCGCCGAAUUCUGUCCCGCAACCUCCAAUAGUUCGUCCAUUUCCUCCAGCGACGCCACCGCAACCGGCGCCAACGAAGUCUUCGACGACCGGGAAGAUUGUGAAGGCAGUGGCUGCCACGGCAGCCGGCACUCUGGUUGUUUCCGCGUUGCUCUUCUUUUUGGUCCAUAGGGGUUUUGCUGCAAGACGCAGAGGAACGCAAGGCAGUAGUCGUUCUAGUGAUGAAGGUCCGCCUGCAGCGCCACGCAAUGAGUUUUCACGGGUUGACGGAGAUCUCAAGGGGUUCAUUGUUGAUGAAGAUGGUUUGGAUGUGCUUUAUUGGAGGAAACUUGAAGGGAGAAACUCCAAGAAGUGUACUUUCCGUAAAGAGGUAUUAAAAAAAGAAGAGCAAGAACAAGAAGAUCGGCGGAGGAAGUCUGAGCGACAAGAAGUUCCUCUGCUCCGAGGGAAGUCUUCAGCUUCCCAUGUUAAAGUUGUGCCAGAAGUGGAUGAUCCCAAUGGAAUUAGUCCAUCAACUCCUCCCCCUCCUUCUUCCCCACCACCAACACCAACACCAACACCAACACCAUCACCUGCCACCCCCACCCCCCCCCCACCCCACCUCACUGCCAUUCUGCAGUUUCAAGUCACUGUCACACCGCCACCUCUGCCGCCUAGGACAGGUGGUUCGAACACAUCAUUAAAGCCGCCCCCGGCGCGGCCAAAAGGCGUGGUAGGGAACAACCAGCCGGGAGAGUCUUCAUCUGGAACCGAAAAUGGUCAUGUAAAAAUGAAGCCAUUGCAUUGGGACAAGGUGAACACUAACACAGAUCAUUCCAUGGUGUGGGACAAAAUUGAUGCCGGCUCUUUCAGGUUUGAUGGAGAUCUUAUGGAACACCUCUUUGGCUAUGUUGCCACCAACAACAAAUCACCUGAAAGAAACAGUAACUCGGUGGGUCGAAGCAGUCACAACUCUUAUCCGCCAGCACAAAUAUUUAUCCUCGAUCCUCGAAGGUCUCAGAACAUUGCAAUUGUUCUGAAAUCUCUGGCCAUAUCUCGCAAAGGAAUCGUUGCGGCGCUCAUUGACGGCCACGGCCUUGACACUGAUACUCUUGAAAAGCUGGUCAGAAUUGCUCCAUCCAAUGAAGAACAUGCCCAAAUCCUAGAAUACGAGGGAGAUCUCACACGACUAGCUGAUGCUGAAUCCUUCCUCUACCACCUCCUGAAAGCUGUUCCUUCAGCUUUUACUCGUCUUAAUGCCAUGCUUUUCAGAACCAAUUACGAUUUGGAGAUUCUAUUCCUUAAGCAAUCAAUACAAACACUUGAAUUGGGUUGCAAGGAGCUUAAAAUACGAGGGCUCUUUAUGAAGCUUUUAGAAGCAACCCUCAAGGCUGGCAAUCGCAUGAAUGCAGGAACAGCGCGAGGGAAUGCCCAAGCCUUCGACCUUAAUGCUCUUCGAAAGCUCUCUGAUGUUAAAAGCUCAGAUGGAAGGACUACUUUACUCCAUUUUGUCGUGGAAGAAGUAGUCCGGUCAGAGGGAAAACGGUGUGUUUUGAGCAGAAAUCGUAGCAUGAGCCGUAGCAUGAGCCGCGGCGGCAGUACUUAUAAUCCUGAGAGUUUAACAACAAACGAGGAAAGAGACAAGGAAUAUAAAUUGCUAGGAUUGCCAAUGGUGGGAGGCCUCAGUGCUGAGUUCUCUAAUGUAAAGAAAGCAGCCACAAUAGAUUAUGACACCUUUGCUAGCACGAGCGCAGCUCUCACAGCCCAUGCAGCAGAAAUUCGAGCACUUAAUUCCCAAUGUGCCAAUGAUAGAGGAGGAGGGUUUGUGAGAGAGAUGGAAGGGUUUCUUGAAGCAGCUGAAGAAGAGCUAAAGGUAUUGAGAGAAGAAGAGACAAGGGUAAUGGAUCUUGUAAAGAAAACAACAGAAUAUUAUCAAGCAGGAGCUUCAAAGGACAAAGCAGCACCCCCACUUCAACUAUUCGUUAUAGUUAAAGAUUUUCUUAGUAUGGUUGAUCAGGUCUGCGUUGAGAUUGUGCGAAGCCUGCAGAAGAGGAGGACAGUGAUGACAACUUUGGGAUCAUCAUCGCCAAAUUCACCACCGCCAAGGGGCCCCGUCAGAUUCCCAAACUUGCCGGAAAACUUCAUGUCAGAUAAGUCAAUGAGUAGUUCUAGUGAAUCAGAUGAUUUUUGA
Messenger RNA from Corylus avellana, 2341 nucleotides. Its product is annotated as formin-like protein 4. Lineage: Eukaryota; Viridiplantae; Streptophyta; Magnoliopsida; Fagales; Betulaceae. The record is from RefSeq and is a predicted model, not a curated record. Gene Ontology annotation, biological process: actin cytoskeleton organization; actin nucleation. Gene Ontology annotation, molecular function: actin filament binding.